AUGAGCAGUAUUAGAAGGAAUAAUCUGAGCAGUGCAUCGGAGUUCAUCCUCUUGGGGAUUCCCAUCCGGCCAGAAGAGCAAGGCUUCUUCUCAGUUCUGUUCCUGGCCAUCUAUCUGACCACGGUGCUGGGGAACCUGCUCAUCAUCCUGCUCAUCAGGCUGGACUCUCACCUCCACACCCCCAUGUACUUCUUCCUCAGCCACUUGGCCUUCACAGACAUCUCUUUCUCAUCUGUCACAACUCCAAAGAUGCUCAUGAACAUGCUGACACAGAGCCACUCCAUCUCAUACACUGGGUGUGUUUCCCAGGCAUAUUUUUUUCUAUUUUUUGCAGAUCUUGACAGCUUUCUUCUUACUGCAAUGGCCUACGACAGGUAUGUGGCCAUCUGCCACCCUCUGCACUACACCACCAUCAUGAGUCAGAGCCUCUGUUUCCUACUGUUAAUUGUGUCCUGGGCCUUGUCUUGUGUCAGUGCCCUUGUGCACACUCUUCUCCUAGCUCGUUUGUCCUUCUGUGGGGAUAAUAUUCUGCCCCACUUCUUCUGUGAUCUUUCUGCCUUACUUAAGCUGUCUAGCUCAGACACCACCAUCAAUGAGCUGGUUAUUUUCACUGUAGGAGUGGUGGUCAUUACUGUGCCAUUGAUAUGCAUUUUGGUCUCUUAUGUCCACAUUGGGGGCACAAUUCUGAAAAUUCCCUCCAUGAAGGGAAUCUGCAAAGCCUUAUCCACAUGUGGCUCUCACCUCUCAGUGGUUUCCCUGUACUAUGGAGCCAUUAUUGGCCUAUACUCCUUCCCUUCACCCAAUAACAAUAAUAACAAGGAUGUCAUUGUGUCUGUGAUGUACACUGUGGUCAUACCUAUGCUGAAUCCCUUUAUCUACAGUCUGAGGAAUCGGGAUAUGAAAGGAGCUCUGAGGAAAAUCCUCAGUAAAGUAAUUUUAUCACAGCAGUAG
Molecule: messenger RNA, 951 nt
Organism: Nannospalax galili (Upper Galilee mountains blind mole rat)
Lineage: Eukaryota; Metazoa; Chordata; Mammalia; Rodentia; Spalacidae
Product: olfactory receptor 50-like
Exons: 1
Coding region: 1-951 (316 amino acids)
Biological process (GO): G protein-coupled receptor signaling pathway
Cellular component (GO): membrane
Molecular function (GO): G protein-coupled receptor activity; olfactory receptor activity
Source: RefSeq, a predicted model, not a curated record